UUGAAAGUGGCGAGUGUACCGCAGGCGCCUACAUGGGGGGAACAGUAAUCAGAUGGCUACCGUCUACGUUUUGUGCUAGAAAACAAAAUCAGUCAUAGGCAUCCAUGUUGAUCUUGGAAAUAAAAGGAUUUAAAAAAGUUAAGUUUGCACAAAAAACACGAACUUUGCCAUCUCCCUUUUGAUCUGAAGACUGGGGGACAAUGGAUAUUAUAGAGACAGCAAAACUUGAAGAACAUAUGGAAAAUCAAACCAAUGAUCCCGCAAAUACUUACACGAGACCUGCCGAGCCUGUCGAAGAAGAAAACAAAAAUGGCAACAGUAAACCUAAGAGCUUAUCCAAUGGGUUGCGAAAGGGCACCAAAAAGUACCCGGACUAUAUCCAGAUUGCUAUGCCCACUGAAUCCAGGAACAAAUUUCCCCUGGAGUGGUGGAAAACAGGCAUUGCCUUCGUGUACGCCCUUUUCAACCUCGUCCUAACCACCGUCAUGAUCACAGUUGUACACGAAAGGGUGCCUCCCAAGGAGCUCAGCCCCCCACUACCAGACAAGUUUUUUGAUUACAUUGAUCGGGUAAAAUGGGCAUUUUCUGUAUCAGAAAUAAAUGGGAUUAUAUUGGUUGGAUUAUGGAUCACCCAGUGGCUGUUUCUGAGAUACAAGUCAAUAGUAGGACGCAGAUUCUUUUUCAUCAUUGGAACUUUAUACCUGUAUCGCUGUAUUACGAUGUACGUCACCACUCUCCCUGUGCCUGGCAUGCAUUUCCAGUGCGCCCCGAAGCUCAACGGAGACUCUCAGGCAAAAAUACAACGGAUUCUGCGAUUGAUUUCCGGUGGUGGAUUGUCCAUAACUGGAUCCCAUAUCUUGUGUGGAGACUUCCUCUUCAGCGGUCACACUGUUGUGCUGACACUUACUUAUUUGUUCAUCAAAGAAUAUUCGCCUCGUCACUUCUGGUGGUAUCAUUUAAUCUGCUGGCUGCUGAGUGCCGCCGGGAUCAUCUGCAUUCUUGUAGCGCACGAACACUAUACUGUCGAUGUGAUCAUUGCUUAUUAUAUUACAACACGGCUGUUUUGGUGGUACCAUUCAAUGGCCAAUGAAAAGAACUUGAAGGUCUCUUCACAGACGAAUUUCUUGUCUCGAGCAUGGUGGUUCCCCAUCUUUUAUUUUUUCGAGAAAAACGUACAAGGCUCAAUUCCUUGCUGCUUCUCCUGGCCACUCUCCUGGCCCCCUGGCUGCUUUAAAUCUUCAUGCAAAAAGUAUUCACGGGUUCAGAAGAUCGGUGAAGAUAAUGAGAAAUCUACCUGAGGAGCAAAACAAAGGCAUCAGCUCUUAUACCAAAAGAGUUAACGCUGUAACCAAAGGUAUAGUUUUGGGUCUUUAUUUUAGAAGAACUGACUGGUAAAUGAAGAAGUGGACCAAAUUUCGUGUAAAUGAUUAGAAAGAUGAAGUAUUACCCUUUGACUGUUUUUUAAUUCAUCCUGAGAAAGGUAUAUUCUCCUGCAGCUCUUCAUUCAUGGGUGACAAGCCCCCAAACUGGGAUUUUACUAAUGAGCUUGUUAA
Molecule: messenger RNA, 1553 nt
Organism: Neomonachus schauinslandi (Hawaiian monk seal)
Lineage: Eukaryota; Metazoa; Chordata; Mammalia; Carnivora; Phocidae
Gene: SGMS2
Product: sphingomyelin synthase 2
Exons: 5
Coding region: 201-1298 (365 amino acids)
Biological process (GO): sphingomyelin biosynthetic process; ceramide biosynthetic process
Cellular component (GO): Golgi membrane; endoplasmic reticulum membrane
Molecular function (GO): ceramide cholinephosphotransferase activity; sphingomyelin synthase activity
Source: RefSeq, a predicted model, not a curated record